GAAACAAUGCCGUGUGGCGCUGGCGGCGGCGCCUGAGGUUGCAGCCCGGGGACUUUCCGGCUCCCGCUUUUUCCGCUGGCCGCUCCUCCCCGCCUCCGGCGCGGCUGCGGCGGAGGGCUCUGCUCCUGCGAGGUCGCUGAUCUGCCGCCUUGCAUGUCGCCGGGCCCGGCUCGCGUCUCUGGGCAGCGGCGGGCAUCGCGGACUGGCUGCACGGCACCAGCCGCGGGUCAGAGCGGCCGCGGGGACUGCAGGUAAAAUGGAGCCGCCAGACUACCUGGAGGAUGACUUCUCUAGCCUGGAUGGGCUGGAUGAUGAUGUGUUCCACUCCGAUGACUGUAGACUUGCAAGUCAGCCCAGUGAGAUUACCUUUCCUGGCAUUUUUACACAGAGCCAGUCUUACAGUUGUCUGUUGGGGAGGUUCCAGCUCUUCCCACUUACACACUGUUGUGGACCAGGGACUAGGCAUGCCAAGCAGCAAGACAAGGCAACACAAACUCUCAGUCCAUCCUCUUCCAGCCAGGAUAUCAUGUUACCUUGUGGAGUGACUGAACCACCACAGAGACUUUUUUAUGGGAAUGCUGGGUACCGUUUACAUGCCAACCCAAUUGGUUUCUCAUUGAAUCCACACCUCCAGGAGGAACCUCAGGAAAACCCACAAGAACUGCGUACUGAAGUUCAGAUUGCUCGGAAGUUACAGUGCAUUGCAGACCAGUUCCACAGGCUUCACCUACAGAGGCACCAGCAGAACAGGAAUCACGUCUGGUGGCAGAUCCUUCUUUUCCUUCAUAAUGUGGCCUUGAACAUGGAAGCAAAUAGACAACAUGCGGGUCGGAGGUGAGACUUGGCCUGCCUUUUGCAAGGCACAUCCAGUCUGGCAGGAGCACUAAACAACUUCAGGACAGAGCUGCGCAUGUUGCUGAAUGGAUGUGAGGUUCCUGUGAAACAGAGGACCCUUUUGUGGAACAAAAGACUUCUUUAAGAAGAACUUGCAUUCUUCUUCUGUCUUCUGCAGAGAGGAGCUUUGGUCCAACACUGUUGACAAGAAAUCUUCCAAUAAGCGUGCAGUUUUUAAAACUGAAUUGCAAAUGAGUGGGCUGGUACUUCAGGAAGCUUCCAUUUUUGCUGAUGAUGAGCGUGCAGCAUUUUGUAACUUUAGCUGCUGGUUAUGGGGCUAAUGAAUCACAAUGAACACAAAGUUCAUGUGGGUAGUUUCCAAAUAAGACAUGCUUGACUCACCCAUGGGAAAAAGUUGAAGAAAAUCUGCCCAGACGAAACAGCAUUAAUUCAAUAGCAUACAUUUGCAGCUGGGCAGAAAGAGUUCAGUCCCUGCAUUUUGGGACACUGGUGUAAAAAAUGGGUUGGAAGCUUUUGAGUAGAGAUGUAAAUUUUACAGAAAUAUCAAAAAAUAUCAAAGCCAUGGGAGAAAAAGGAGGGGGGUGUUGGGUUUUUUUUCUUAAAAUAAAGGCAUCCUGAGGGAGGGGUUCAAGUAUAUGCAAUACUUAUUAAAUUUAAACAUUACUACUUUUAGUACAUAAAAUGUAUUUUAUAUAACUUUAGCAGAUGAAAUGGUACUUGGGUUUGGUAUAUUUAUGACAUUUAAAAGCUUAAAUGCCUUAAUCUUAUUCAAACAACCAUUACAAAUACUCCCAGUGUAUAAAAUGGAGUGACACACUGAUGCAUCCUAAGGUACUUUAAUAUGAUGUGACUUAGUUUUUGACAGUUGGGAAGAUACGUAUAGGCAAAAUUUAAAAAAAGGUGAACACCAUCAAUGUGGCAGAAAACAAAAGGAAGUUCUUGUUGUCACAGCUUAGAAAGGAUGGUCUGCAUCCGAAGAACGGUGUAACGUGUGCUGCUCGCCCAAGAAAACCUGGGCUUGUGUUUCUAGAACAUCAUCCCCCCCUUACCUCACGGCAAGCCACUUUCAAACCUGAAAAGAGUUUUAAAAGCUGUCGGCAAUGUGACAUUUUGAUUAUAUUGAGCAUGUACAAGACUCUCCUGUGCAAUUUAAAAUAAUUCUUUGGGUGGCGGCCAGUAUGUAGUCCUCAGAGUGAUCAUGCAGAAUCAGAAGAAACUCACAUUUUAAAGGAAAAGUCUCAUACAGUAAAUACACCUUAAUUAUAUUACAGGGAUAGCAAUACAUUCGGAUAUUCAGUAAAUGUUUAUAGUAAUAGUAUAUCAUUGUCAUACGCCGGUUGCAAUCCUGUGCAUGUUGACGGUGGGAGUAAACGCUAUUUCCAUGGAGACUUGCUUAUGAGCAGAUAAGCAGAGGAUUGAGCUGACAUGUCAUAUACAAAACUAGCUAUCCACUAUCCUGGACCCCUAUUUAUUUAUUUCUAUUUAUUUGAUUUAUAUUAAAUUCAGUCCCAUUAACUAUGCCCUUGAAAAUACCAGGAUAACUCAUGCUUAUUUAUCUAAUCAGAAUUGGCGUCUGAAAUAUCUGUAACUUGAUUCUGAACUUGCUUGAGCUUCAUGGUGUCAGGUAAUGGAAGGUUUCCAUGAAGUGAAACAAGCUUCUUAGUGUUUUUCACAGUUGUUUUCCUAAUGCGUGAGUGUGUUUCAGCCAUUGAUGCGUUUAUUUGAUUCAACGCAGAAGAUGAAAGUCAAGUGAGAAGCACGAGGAGUCAAGCGCUGUGUUCUAUCAUUCUGCUGUUACAGAGGCAAUAUACUUGGCAGACUUUGAAGGUGACAUAUGUCACCUACAUGUGACACAAGUCACAUGUUCUUCAGGGCAACUCACCUUAAAAACUGCUCCAUUGCUCUGUGCUGCUCAGACAACUGUGAGGGGGAAGGAGGGACUUUUGCCUUCAUUCCCUUGCCAUUUUCCUUAGUAGAAAUGGCUGCAGGGGUUCCAGUUUGCCCCUUCCUUGGUUUCCACAAGUCCUGGGAUCAUGCAAUGGAGGUCACGGAGCCGGAGAAAAGGACAAAUGGCACCACCAUGGCCAUAUCUGCUAGUGUGUAGCACCAAGCAAUGGAGCUGUUUUUAAAGUGUGCUUCCUGGUAAAUGUGGGAUUGGGGUCAGGGGAUGCCCAGCCCAACUCAUGUCACAUGUCACAUAUAGUGAGGCCCUUUGCACUCCUCAACCAAAUACCUGAAGUUCCAAUUCAGUUUCAGUGCUAUUGCUAGCAUUAUUACCUUUGAAUCUUGGAUCUAAACAAUUUGCAGCAGCAGUGUGACUUGGCUGUAUAUUCUUUUAAAAUAGUGCUUUCGUCAGUAUUUCAUUCAUCAGUCACAAAAAGUGAAUGUUUUCUAAUAGUUUCUUUAACCCUCCCCCAAAUUUCUAAUGUUUCCGUUUUAAGCUAUGGGCCCAAGAGGGGCUCUUCUCUACAAAUAUUGCACUAUUUUUGUUAGGUUUUCAAAUCUCUAUUCUUGAUUUCCAUCUGUGUUUGCUGCCAGUUUCUCCUGUGAAACUGCCCUUUGCAACAUUUGUGCUGAUUGAAAGAACUGUAUUGGAUACGUUAUUAUUUUUCAAAAUUUUCCAUGAGGAGUCGGUAACAUAUGCAUAAUACCAUUUUUUGAAAGGGCCACCUUUUCUAGUUAGUAGGCAGGUUCGUCCAGAGGUUUAGUUGUAGCAGUGAUACUUUUGCUGGUAGAAUAUGUUGGGAUGUCAAGUUUAUAAAAUCUCUCUGCCCCUCCUCUGCCUUUCUGAAAGCCCUCUGUCAUUCACCCUAAACCCUUGAUCAACUACCCAUCAUUUUCAUUUGGUAAGCCCCCUGGCGUUCUGAUGAACAAUAUUAAUCUUAUCCUGUUGCAGAGUCAGUUUAUAGAAUUUCAGCCAGUAUAUUUUCUUAGGGUUGCAAGUCCCGACCUGGCAAACAUUGGAAGUUCAGGGAAGCAGGGACAUGGGGAGGGGGUGGCUGUCGGUGACAGCAUGAUAUCACUUCUGGGGAAAACCCAGAAAUGAUAUCAUGCCUCUCUAGUAAUUUCUAGAAACUCUAUGGUUUCUAGAGAGGUGUGAUGUCAUUUUCAUGAAAAAUCCAGAUGUGAUGUCACAUUGUCAGCCCGAGGGGCAUUUUUAAAUUUAUUUUUCUCUCAUUACUGUUCUGGUCAGCGGCAGGAAAGAGGAGCUGGGGGCCCUGGGGGCUGGCAACCCUAACUCCUACUGCUUAGAAAUACUGAAGGAUGGCACGAACGAGCAUGACCUAGCAAAUAACUGUUGGGAUCUGUUCAUACACUUGGAGCAAGGUAGAACAACCAGUUAUUUCCUGAAUUGAGGCAAUUUUAGAAUUUCUGAGUUUUCUGUCAAUGAAGUCUUUUAUCCUUUCAGUGCUUAUUUAUAGAUUGCCAUUAAACAAAAGCGGUUCCAGGGUUGCCAGGUCCCCCCAGCAAUUGGCGGGGGUGAGGGGAACUUACCAGGUCACGGAGAGG
Messenger RNA from Eublepharis macularius, 4365 nucleotides. RefSeq names its product Bcl2 modifying factor (gene BMF). Gene Ontology annotation, biological process: positive regulation of apoptotic process; apoptotic process; negative regulation of autophagy. NCBI's taxonomy places the organism in Eukaryota, Metazoa, Chordata, Lepidosauria, Squamata, Eublepharidae. The coding region runs from base 257 to 838 and encodes 193 amino acids. The record is from RefSeq and is a predicted model, not a curated record. Gene Ontology annotation, cellular component: myosin complex. The transcript is spliced from 4 exons.